This is a messenger RNA of Sphaeramia orbicularis (orbiculate cardinalfish), 3753 nucleotides long. It is a transcript of the gene xrcc1, whose product is annotated as X-ray repair complementing defective repair in Chinese hamster cells 1. Gene Ontology annotation, molecular function: damaged DNA binding. The transcript has 17 exons. Bases 420 to 2300 code for a protein of 626 amino acids. NCBI's taxonomy places the organism in Eukaryota, Metazoa, Chordata, Actinopteri, Kurtiformes, Apogonidae. The record is from RefSeq and is a predicted model, not a curated record. Gene Ontology annotation, biological process: base-excision repair; double-strand break repair via nonhomologous end joining; single strand break repair. Gene Ontology annotation, cellular component: nucleus.
ACCACACUUGUCAGGCUUUUGGUGGGAAAAUGACUUCGGUUCUAGGUUUAUUUGACUUAAAAAUUAAACUUACUAUUAUCCUUUCUCUGACGUUUGUUACUUUGUCAAACUAAGCGACUGUGAUACGAGCCCAUAACUGUUUCAAAGGUGUGCGUGCAACCGCCCUUCAGGUUUAUUAAAACGGCCAGGCUACUCAGGAAAACUUCACCCUGCCUAUUGUUUGCUAGCACGUUAGCAUGUUAGCUACAAGUCUAACGCCUUUCCAGCAAUAAAGUAGUUUUUGUACAUUGUCGACAUAGCUGCUACUGCCGAUGACAGAAACUGUAGCUUGUUUUUUUCCGUUCACGAUUGUGAUUAGAGACGGGGUGUAUUUGACUUGACAGCUAAUUGAGAGCGAUACCAACAACAACAACAGCAGCAUGCCUGAAAUUAAACUGAAGCACGUCGUGUCUUGCAGCACCGAGGAUCCAACUCACAAGGCUGACAACCUGCUGAGCGCUGACACAUACAGAAAGUGGAAAGCAGCAAGACCCGGAGAGAAGCAGACCUCAGUCAUCCUCCAGUUUGAGAAGGAGGAGCAGGUGCACAGCAUCGACAUUGGAAAUGAAGGGUCAGCUUUCAUCGAAGUGUUGGUGGGAAACUCCUCAGCAGUCAGAGACCAGGACUAUGAGGUUCUCUUGGUUACAUCUUCCUUCAUGUCUCCAACGGAAAGCCGUAACAGCACCAACAUGAACCGGGUCCGUUUCUUUGCAGCCAACCAGCUGCAGAAGAGCACAGCUCAGGAGAAGUGGGACAGAGUUAAGAUUGUGUGUAGCCAACCAUACAGUAAGAACAUAGCAUAUGGACUGGCCUUUGUGAAGUUCCAUUCACCCCCUGAUAAAAAUGAUCCUCAACCAAUGAGUUCCCCAAAACUGACAAAGCUGGGACAGUUUAGGGUGAAGGAUGAGUCUCCUUCAUCCACAUCCAGCAUUCAGCCGGGCAGUCUUUUCUUUAAUCGGGAAAAUACAGAAAAAAACAGCAAUGCACUCAAAGUAUCUCCUCAGAGUGAAAAGUUGAGUUACGCUGCUGCUGCCUUGCAGGCUGGCGGUAGCUCUCACUCAGCAAGCCAAGCUUCUUCCUCCAGUUCUGUCUCACCACAGCAGCCACCAGCCAAGAGGAAGUUCGAGUUCAGCAAAGAGCGACAGUCUGCCCCCGGGCCCCCCCCAAAAAAAGCAAGUCCAGCUGUUUCACCUGAGAGCAAAGCUGCCACCCCCAAACACAAGCCAAGCCCAGUGAGCAGUCCCAGCUCUGCCAAAGCCUCGCCAGCACCGAGACCUGCAGAAAAAAAGAGGGAGAGUCACCCUAAACCCGAAGCCAAACCCAAACAACAGAAAGCAAAGUCUGAGAAUGCGCAGCAGGUUCCAUUCAACCGCAUCAUGGAGGGGGUGGUGUUCGUCCUCAGUGGCUUUCAGAACCCGUUCAGAGGAGAGCUGAGGGAAAAGGCCCUGGACAUGGGAGCCAAGUACCGGCCCGACUGGACACCCGACUCCACACACCUGAUCUGUGCCUUCGCCAACACACCCAAGUACAGCCAAGUGAAAGCAGCAGGGGGCAUCAUCGUACGGAAAGAGUGGGUAAUGGACUGCCAUAAGAGGAAGCAGAAGAUCUCCUACAAGCGGUAUUUGAUGGAUGGAGCCGAGUCGAGCUCCGAGAGCGAAAUGGAGGUAGAUGAUCAGAGUGAAGAGGAAACGAACACAAAGACUCCGCAGAAGCAGCAGAGACAAGUCACCCCCAAAAAGACUCCAGACAAGAGGAAUGAAAGUGAUGAAUAUGCUGGCUCCACCGACGUGGACGAACCAGGUGACGAUGACGACUCUGCCGUGGACACAGAGGAUGAGCUGCAGAGGGUGGAGAACGAAAACCAACAGAAGAAAGCAUCAGCAGCGAAGAAGGCGGUGAAGGAGGAGGAGGAUCCCUAUGGGGGGUCGACGGAUGAGAACACAGAUGCUGAGGCUGAAGUGGACCACCCCAUACCCGAAUUACCAGACUUCCUGUCAGGGAAACGUUUUUUCCUCUACGGCAAAUUCCCUAAUAAUGAGAGGCGCCUACUGCUGCGGUAUAUUGUUGCAUUUAACGGGGUCAUUGAGGAUUACAUGACAGAGAAGGUGCAGUUUGUGGUGACGAGUGAAGGAUGGCACGACUCCUUCGAAGACGCGCUGAUGGAGAACGGCAAUCUGAACUUCGUCAAACCUACAUGGAUUUAUGCCAUCAAUGAGCGACAGAAGCUGCUGCCGUAUCAGCCGUACACUGUGGUGCCAUAAACACACUGUACCUUCACAGAGACACGUACAUCUUGAUGAAGACGCCGUGAGCAAAGCCAUACACGAUUUCAACUCUACUUAGAUGAAACAAUAACCCACGCAGUUUAUUAUCUUGGUUUGAAUUUUUAUGCAUUAUUAUUCAAACUGCUCAAAAGUGUCUCUUAGCCUGAUCUCUGUUGUACAAAGGAGGAUUAGAGACACACUGAGAAGGAAAGAAACAGCUGAUAUUUCUGAGAAGUCAUGAACAAAAAAUCUGAAUAUUGUGAGAUUAAAGGUAGCAUAUUUGAGGAAAAAGUUCUGAAGUUCUAAUAUUUCAAGAAAAAAAGUAUAAAACAGUAGAAAAAUAUAUAUGGCAAUAAAGUCUGAUAUGAAAUGAUACAUUUCUGAUAUUUCACAAGCACAAAUAGUCAAAAAUAUUUUCAGCAUAAAGUUGGAAUAUUGUGAGAAAAAAGUUCAAAUUAUUCUAGAAAUUCAAAUUUUUUAAGACAGAAAUCAUACUAGAAAAGUUAAGAGUCAAAAUAUCCACCUGCUGGGUGAUAAGGUCAAAAACGUAAUGUCUCUGUUUUCAUAGUUAUGGACAAUUUGUAAUUUUAAUAGUUUUUUUUUUUUUUUGGCUCCAUGAACAUGAAAUAUAUUCACAAUUCAUAUAGUGCCAGAAGCAAAUGGGUUGCAUUUUAAAUUUUUGUUGAGCUAGAAAGGUCUCCAGAGGACUAUUGUUGAUUUUGGAAUGCAACAGAACAUUGAUUAAUCCGAAACAAAAAAAAAUCAAUAUAUUGGCCAGCCCUAUGCAGCAUUUGAACACAUCAUCUAUAUUUGAAAAUAGUUGAGCUUGCAACAUGAGGACCCCUUUGUCAUAUUAUUUGAUGAUUUCUUAAUUUUUACUUGUGAUGUAUUUUGCAAAAUAUUCCAACGUAACUCAACAGUGAUAUGAUCACAGGUGUAAGAAAAUAUCAGUAUUAUGUUAUUGUGUUGAUUCUUAAAAAUAAUAUGUAAAUGAAGAUUCACAGCAGACAGUGUAUUGUAUGUUUCCCCGCCCACUACAGCAGCCAGUGUUAGCGGAGACAGGAAGUAGUCUAAGGGCUUGAACGUUACACAGUUAGUCAUUCAUUUUAAUCUUCCUUAAUAAAGAAAGACCAGAGGAGAUCAAUUAGAGCCAUGCAAGAUCAAAUACAUGUAAAUCUGAGGGUCACACUGUUCAAAUAUUAAACAGGUAGAUUAUGGGGAUUCACUCAACUUUGGAUACAUACACUAUAUGGACAAAAGUAAUGGGACACGUUGAAUUCAGGUGGUUUUCUAACAGGGGUUUGGGCAUCUCCCAAUCUCCCAUUUAACUUUGAGGAAAUACUGAUGUUUUUAUCUCAAAUCAGCAUGAACAGAACAUCUUACAGCUGUAGACAUGAUGUGUCCCAAUAUUUUUGUCCAUAUAGUUUAUACACAUCAAUAUUUCCUUAAA